AUGGGCGGAGCCGGCCGCCCCCGCGCGAGGCUCUGCCCGCCCCCCGCAUCCCACACUGCACCGCGGCAGGAAGGGGGAGCCGCGGCUUCCGGAACCUCCCCCGCCACUCCCGGCGUUCGCGGUGUCUGGAACUAUCCUGGGCCCAGACACCUGCUCCCGCUUCCCCGGGUUCGCCUUCCAGGCCUAACUCCCUGCAAGGUGAUUGUUCGGACCGGGAGGGGCGAGGGCUCUUCUAGCGUCUGGGAGGGCGAAGAUGAUGCUGGAAAUCGACUUCGGUUUCAGUUGGAGUUGGAAUUUGUGCAGUGUUUAGCCAACCCAAAUUACCUUAAUUUUCUUGCCCAAAGAGGUUACUUCAAAGACAAAGCUUUUGUUAAUUAUCUUAAGUACUUGCUUUACUGGAAAGAACCAGAAUAUGCCAAGUAUCUAAAGUCAGCCACUGGCUAGAGCAGAGGAGCAGCUGCCUCUUCUAGACAGCUUCUACCAUUUCACUAAUAGCCACGACUUGCAACUAUAAUUUAUCUUACAUCUUUUUUUCUCACCUACCUUCAGCCAUUUCUCAUGUGCCCACCUUUGGAUAUUUUCAACUUAUGCCUUAUGUUUUUCAGCCAAGAGCUAAACACAGGCCUUCAGAUGUCAGGGUACAGUGGACCAAAUAGCUUUUUUUUCUUCAUAUGGACAUUAUUCUUCUAUUUGUUCAACUUAAGUUUACAUUACCUUUUUUGGGGGGGCAGGGA
Molecule: messenger RNA, 734 nt
Organism: Physeter macrocephalus (sperm whale)
Lineage: Eukaryota; Metazoa; Chordata; Mammalia; Artiodactyla; Physeteridae
Gene: MED31
Product: mediator complex subunit 31
Exons: 5
Coding region: 1-444 (147 amino acids)
Biological process (GO): regulation of transcription by RNA polymerase II
Cellular component (GO): core mediator complex; mediator complex
Molecular function (GO): transcription coregulator activity
Source: RefSeq, a predicted model, not a curated record